Messenger RNA from Ostreobium quekettii, 1479 nucleotides. NCBI's taxonomy places the organism in Eukaryota, Viridiplantae, Chlorophyta, Ulvophyceae, Bryopsidales, Ostreobiaceae. The record is from the annotation of a GenBank genome assembly.
AUGGCGGCGCGGGAGCUGCCCGUGGAGCGCAAGACGGUCAAGGCGAUGGCCCUCCUGACUAUGAAGCGGACGCACGACAUGUUCGCCCAGAACCACGGCGAGCAGCUGCCCCUGAGCGAAUCCAGUCAACGAGCCAAGAUAGCAUGCAAGCUUAGGGACGAAUACGCUGCUGUCAAAGACUUGCCAACAAAGGACAAACGUGGGCCCACGCUUCCACCAGCUGGGCCUCAAGCUAUGCCCAACCAAGGGGCACAAGAAGGCAUCGGAUCCAGAAAUGCGGAUACCGCACCGAGGGACCCAAAACUGGAGUCCAAGAGUGCCGUGGCAAAACUCAUAGACACGAUGCCAAAGCCAGCAGACAGGGCUGCUGAGACGGGAAAAGACAAGCAACUGGUGUCAUUCACAAACCGGACACUGACAGUCCCUGUUGAGAGCAAGAAAGCAGAGAUGACAAGUGCAGCGGUGUCUCGCCGUCUGGCGUCGAAGUGGCCCAAGCCAGUGUGGCAUGCCCCGUGGAAAAACUACAGGGUCAUCUCAAGCCACCUGGGGUGGGUCCGGUCGAUCGCCUUUGACCCCAGCAAUGAGUGGUUUACAACAGGGUCCUCAGAUCGCACGAUCAAAAUUUGGGAGACGGCGACUGGAAAGCUGAAAUUGACCUUGACUGGGCACAUAGAGCAGGUGACAGGGUUGGCAGUCAGCCCAAGGCAUCCCUACAUGUUCUCUUGUGGCUUGGACAAGAAGGUCAUGUGCUGGGAUCUGGAGUACAAUAAGGUGAUAAGGAACUACCAUGGCCAUCUGUCUGGGGUGUACUCACUGGCACUGCAUCCUGCACUGGACAUCCUGAUGUCAGGCGGACGGGACUCAGUUUGCAGGGUGUGGGACAUGCGGACGAAGCUGCAGAUAUUUUGCCUGACUGGACAUGACAACACAGUGUGCUCGAUCCUGUCGCAAGCAACAGACCCGCAGGUUAUCACGGGCAGCCAUGAUUGCAGCAUCAGGCUAUGGGAUCUGCGCGGCAACACCACAAUGUCGACACUGACAUACCACAAGAAGUCAGUGCGGGCCAUGACACUGCACCCGCACGAGCAUGCCUUUGCCUCCGCCUCUGCGGACAACAUCAAGAAGUUCAGACUACCGAAUGGCGAUUUUCUGCACAAUAUGCUGCAGCAGCAACGCACCAUCGUCAAUGCGGCUGCUGUUAAUGAGGAUGGCGUGAUGGUGACGGGAGGAGACAAUGGUUCAUUGUGGUUCUGGGACUGGACGAGUGGCAACAGCUUCCAACGGGAGAACGUCAUCGUCCAGCCAGGGUCCCUGGAGAGCGAGGCGGGCGUCUUCGCGAUGUCCUUCGACGCCACGGGCUCCCGGCUCGUCACCUGCGAGGCGGACAAGACCAUCAAAAUGUGGAAAGAGGACACCGAGGCCACCCCAGAGACGCACCCCGUGGCCUUCAGGCCGCCCAGGGACUUCAAACGCUACUGA